AUGGAUAAUUGUCGCAAGCCCUUCAUCACUUUCAAAUUUAAGUAUCGGUCUAAGGCUGCCAUCCAGUCUGUUCUCAUCAUCCCCCGCAAUCGCAGUCCAGUACCGCUCGAAGAUCGUGACGUUGAUACCCUUACUCUAGAGGAGUCUCACGAACUACUUCGGCGUCAUCGUGGACGAGAAGACGCCGCGCCAAGUGUCAAGCGAGAAAGCUUCAAGCGCUUGAAAAUCUUAGCUGACUGUAACUCAUAUAAUCGUUGUUUUAACUUUUACCUUCCUGUCACGACUCUUUUGCACUUCACACUCACGAAUACCAUGGCUAUCACAGCCGGUAUCCCAGGCCUUGAGGUCACUGUCGAGGUUGACGCAUUAGCGCUACCAGAACAUGAAUAUGCUGGCUUCGAGGGCGGCGAGGUUACGACUUCAAUUACCAAAUACAUCGAAGCGCCACCAGCUACCGACUUCUCUAUCCGCUAUCUUUAUCGUCCACCAUUCACCCCUCCUUCAGCCAUUCAAAUGGAUAUACUUCUGGAUGGCAACUACGUGCAAGCUCCAUUCAUUGAAUGGGGUGGUAAAGAAGGCUGCGAGGGAUACUUGUGCUCGAGAUCUACUUCGUUCGCUGGUGGACGUAGCUUUACUCAAGGCUUCCAAUUCGCCGAGCUAAAGACUAACGAGACCAAUACCCCGGCCACCAAAGAGGUUGCUGACCGGCUGUCAACUACCGGUCGCAUCGUGCUUUACUUCUACUUGAUUGAGCAUCUAGAGGCAGUGAAGCCAGCCAAAGUACCUCGGCUUGCGAACAACGAGUUUGGUUCUCUCAGUGAAAAGGCGCUACACAAAACAGUUGCAGCACAGGGUGAUGCAUUGUCUCACCACACUAGCCUCACCAUACCAGUACAGCGCGACAGCAUCACUUUCAACGAAGUAGAGACUACAGAAAAUGAGCCUUUUGCGACCUUCACUUUUCUCUAUAGAUCAAUUGAUGCGCUCAAGUCUAUUGGUAUUAUCCCGCGUACUCCAAGCCCAUCACAGCAGUCAGAGGAUGAGGAUGAGGACAAAGAUCCGGAAGACAUGACUGAGGAAGAGAUGAGGGCGGAGCUCAAGCGCGUGCGCGAAAAGAGGCAAAACGCGAUCAGGAUCAAGCGCGAAGGCGAAGAAGAAAGCCAGGCCGGUGAUACCACCCUCCUAGGCGACGACGAAGUUCAGUGGACUAGGAGUCAGCCGAAGAAGGCUCUUCCACAGAAAACACCUUCAAUAUAUCUUUGGCAACGUUACCACUCACACGGACGUCUUUCUACUAUCACUCUUCGUUUCCUUUGUUGCCAUAAAUUUGUGCCUGGCGCCAUGGCAAUUGUACAUGAAGUCCCAGGGCUUGAGGUUCAGAUCUACGUCCAUGGAAACCCACUUCGCGAGUAUGUCGACCAGCACGCAGCCGUAUCGGAAGCCACUUCGGAAAGCUACAUCGAAGUGCAUUCAAAUUCGGCCUUCGAGAUUCACUACUCGUUCAAGGCGCCGUUUCCCGUCGACCGCCCUGUAUCUAUGAUCGUGACAAUGGACGGCAAGGACAUCGAUGAACCUCUUAUUCGUCCCUGUGAGCUAUACAACCAAGAAGGCCAUGUCAGUUCCGGCCCAAUCUCGAACGAUGGUAGGAAUUGGUCGAUAAAGCCAUAUCGCUUCUCACCACUUGAUAUCAGGGAAUGCAGCGAAGAUCCUAUACCGGAGGAUCUACAAAAGAAGAUACGGCUCGUUGGUAUUAUUACUUGCGAGUUCUACUUCCUCAACAACGCGAGACGCAGUGCAAAGACCAAAUUUGUACACAAGGAGCUUGAGAAAUUGGACACAGUCAACAAGAAGGCUAUCAAGGGCGAGUCGCUGUCGCAUCAGGCAAUUCUUGGAGAGACGGAGCUCGCGGAAGAGAUUGAGUAUUACGAUGCCGAAUAUGCCGACGGAGGGGAGCCAUUCGCAACAUUUCACUUUUACUAUCGCUCGCUUGCUGCACUUAAGGAUUUACACAUUAUCGAACGCACGCCCGACCCAGUCGACUUCCUCUAUGGUGAUGACACGGUUCUCGGACAACUGAAUAGGGAACAAUUAGAAGCUAUUGUGCGGCGCUUCAGGGAGCAAGAAGAGACCCGUGUACGCAUGAAACGCGAGCUAUCCGAUACCUCAACCAUAGGAGGCAAUGAUCACGGAUCCAGUGGCCUGAGUGCAACAUGUGACGACGACUUCAUCGAGAUACGUACCCAAAAAGCUAGCGGAUCCACCAAGACCCGUCCAAACAUCCUACCUCUCGCCGGUCUCGACAAUCUCACGAUUCGGACAGCAUUCCAAGACCGCCUCUUCACAGCCCUUGAGCUGACCUCAGUCUACCUUACCCGUAUCCGUGAACUAAACCCCCAGUUUCACGCGGUGGCAGAAGUCAACCCAGACGCCACAUCCAUGGCCCACCUCCUCGAUGUUGAAAGACUAACAAACGGCGCUCGAGGCACGCUACACGGUGUGCCUAUUCUCUUGAAGGACAAUAUGCCCACUCUUGACGCCACGUCCACAACAUGUGGCAGUGUUGCCUUGAUAGAUGCCAGACCGUCUGAGGAAAGUGAAAUUGUGAAAGCGGUACGGAAGGCGGGAGCUAUAGUACUGGGCAAAGGAAAUAUGGCUGAGUGGGCAGGCUUCCGGUCUACGAGUGGAUGUUCAGGUUGGAGUGCUAGAGGAGGUCAGACUACAGGCAUUUACCACCUAGGCAUGAAGGCCAGCGGUAGUUCGGGAGGUUGUGCCGUAGCGGUUGCAGCGGGCAUGUGCUUUGCAGCGCUAGGCACGGAGACAUGCUACUCCAUUGUUUCUCCGGCCGAGAAAUCAGGUAUCGUGGGCUUCAAGCCUACGCGCGGUCUUCUUUCUUCAAAGGGGAUAAUUCACGCAUCCAAAAGACUCGACACUGUUGGAGUACUUACGCGUACUGUAUCUGACACAUUGUUUUUCGUCCUUGGUCUUGUGCAGCAAAGCGACCAUAUUCCUUCGCCAACAAAGCAGAAGCUGUUGCAAAAUCUGAACAGUGCAUGUUCAAGCACUCAUCUAAACGGCAUUCGCAUCGGCGUCCCUCAUCAUCUUAGCGAACUGAAAAACCUUCCUAGGUGUAGAAAGGAAGCAUUUGAAAAGACGCUCACAUUGUUAGAAAACGCAGGUGCUACCAUUAUCCACGACUUCCAGAUUACUGGUGCUUCGAGUUGGGAAGCUCUUUCACCAGAAGCUAAAAACAUUAUUCUGGACACAGAUAUGAAGGUUGCGAUAAGCUCAUACCUCUCUUCCCUCGAGACAAAUCCUAACGGAAUCCACAAUCUCCAAGAUCUCAUCACCUUUACGAAGGCUCAUCCAGCGGAGCAAUACCCGCGGCGGAAUGUCGAAGGUCUCGAGAGGGCGGAAGCCUCCGAUCUGAACGGGUUGCUUUACAGGACCAUGUUAGCAAAAGACGACUACUACACAGGCGAAGGUGGCAUCGAGACAGCUUUGUGUACAAAUCAUUGCGACGUUAUGAUUCUACCUACCUUGAGUGUCACCAUACAGAGCUUUGCUGCGAAAGCAGGAAGUCCGGUGAUGAGCGUGCCGAUGGGGGUGUUUCCGAUAGAUACGCACAUAGAGAAGGAUUCUAGAAACCACCUGGUCAACGUCGCACCUGGAAUACCGUUCUCGGCAUACAUAUUCGGAAGAGCGACCAAGGAUGAGGAUGUACUUAAAGUGGGGCAUGUGCUGGAGCACUUGACUAAGGUUAUGGAUACAUUGGUGCCAUAUGUAGAGAUGUGA
Messenger RNA from Alternaria burnsii, 3792 nucleotides. RefSeq lists its product as uncharacterized. The coding region runs from base 1 to 3792 and encodes 1263 amino acids. Lineage: Eukaryota; Fungi; Ascomycota; Dothideomycetes; Pleosporales; Pleosporaceae. The record is from RefSeq and is a predicted model, not a curated record. The transcript is spliced from 13 exons.